Messenger RNA from Ostrinia furnacalis (Asian corn borer), 2058 nucleotides. Its product is annotated as nicotinic acid-CoA ligase pyr1-like. NCBI's taxonomy places the organism in Eukaryota, Metazoa, Arthropoda, Insecta, Lepidoptera, Crambidae. Bases 496 to 2058 code for a protein of 520 amino acids. Gene Ontology annotation, molecular function: CoA-ligase activity. The transcript has 11 exons. The record is from RefSeq and is a predicted model, not a curated record.
UGUUUUUUUGGCGAAUUUCAAUAUUUGAUCACUACAUGUGAUACAUCAUCGAAAAGAAGAAAAGUAAGAGAUGUUUUUAAGAUCAUUGGCAAUCCAUUAUCACCAUUCGUUUUUUUUAAACCGAAUUCUAAGUUGAUUUUUUUUAUCGUAAUUUGUAAUUUUGAACAAACUUUGGCGGCUUGUGCUAUCUAAUAAUUAUCUGGACCCUUUAUUAUGGUAACGACGGACAACUACGGAACCCUGCACUGCUCGUGGCACGAAACGCAAUUGGCCAAUUUUUAGAAUUAUUAUGAAACAAUCCUAACGAGCUUUAUCUAUUAACAUCAUUGUACCUACUACUUAUAUAAUAAUUAUGUUACGUAGUUUAAAUAGGUGUUUGUUUUCCAUCCAAAUAAAAAAAGUAAACACUGCACUCGCAUCCGAUCUGAUGAAAAUCCGAAAUCACCCUCUUUACGUACUUGACAAAUUGAGCUGAGCAUCCCCCAGGCAUCAGGCAUGUCGCACGCGGUGGUGCGCGGCGCGCCGACGGCGGCGCAGCGGUACGCGGACGGCGCGCUGGACGCGUGGCUGCGCGCGCGCGGCCGGGAGCCCUCCCGCGAGGCGCGCGCGCGCGUGUCCGCGGCGCAGCUGCUGCUGCACUGCAUGCGCCAGGCGCCCGACUUCGUCUGCAUGAUCAACGGCGCCACCGGCGAGCAGACCACGAACCGCGAGAUGCUGGAGCUGGCCAUCCCUUUCGCGCGCAAGCUGCGAGCCCAGGGCCUGAAGGGGAAGACCGUGAUGCUGGUGGCGCGCGACCACGAGCGCACCGUGGCGGUGUUCCUGGGCCUGCUGCUGGCGGGCGUGCUCGCGUACCUCACUGAUCCUGGGGCCACUAAGUAUGAGUUGCAGCACUACUUGCGGCUCGUGGAGCCCGCGCUGGUGUUCUGCGACGAGGCGACGCAGGCGGCGGUGCGCGUCGCGACGGCCGACGCGCCCGCGCCCGCGCACGUGCUGCCCAUACACGACGACGCGCUGCUCGACUACAUCCAGGGACACACCGACGACCUUGACUUUUUCGAAGCGGAGGACAGCGAGGAGGGCGCGGCGAGCCUGCUGCUGCCCACGAGCGGCUCCACGGGGCUGCCCAAGGCGGCGCAGUACAACCAGCGCGCGCUGGUGGCGCAGCUGCCCACCGUCUGGAUGCACUAUGAGAAGUUUCCCACGCCUACGGAGCGCGUGAUGUUGCUCACAACGCCGCAAUGGAGUACCUUCACCAUCACCGUUGCCACGUGUUGUUUAUACAACGUCACACUGGUCAUGUCUCCUAAAGAGGCUACCGUGGAAAAUGUACUCGACAUGAUGCAAAGAUGCAGGCCAACUUGGACGUUCUUCGGGCCGCCGUUCGCCAAGCAGCUGGCCAAGGCGGCGACGCCGGACCACUUCUCGUCGCUGGAGACCGUGAUGACGCUCGGCUCGCAGGUGUCGCCCGACAUCAUGACCGCUCUUAAAGAAAAAAUGGCACCGGGCAGCAACCUGUGCGACGGGUUCGGCAUGACGGAGGCGCACGGCUUCCUGGCCGUGGCGCCGCGCGGCGCCGCGCCCAGCUGCCAGGGCCGCUGCGCCAACAUAUUCCACUACAGGCUCGUCAAAAACGAUGAUGAAGAUGCUGCCACUGACGAAGAAGGAGAACUGUACAUUAAGGGCUCUACUAUUAUCAAGGAAAAAAUGGCUCCGGGCAGCAAUAUGUGCGACGGCUACGGCAUGACGGAGGUGCACGGCUUCGUCACCGUGGCCGAGCGGGACGCCGCGCCGGGCUGCAACGGCCCUUGCGCCAACAUCUUCCACUACCGGCUCGUCAAAAGCGACGAUGAAGAUGCUGCCACUGAUGAAGAAGGAGAACUUACCGUUAAGGGCCUUAGUCUUGUUAAGACUACACAAGAACAGAUGAAAAAGCUAUUCUCGGUGCCACGGAAUGGAGGUAUGUUGUUGUCUGUUGCACUCCCCAUCUCGCAAGCUACCUCAUCGCGCGAAGAGGAAGGCAGCAGGCUCACUAGCACGCACGAGGCAAACUAUACAUAA